Messenger RNA from Lacerta agilis (Sand lizard), 3751 nucleotides. RefSeq names its product SMC5-SMC6 complex localization factor 1 (gene SLF1). Lineage: Eukaryota; Metazoa; Chordata; Lepidosauria; Squamata; Lacertidae. The transcript has 18 exons. Gene Ontology annotation, biological process: positive regulation of double-strand break repair. The record is from RefSeq and is a predicted model, not a curated record. Gene Ontology annotation, molecular function: protein binding. Bases 66 to 2864 code for a protein of 932 amino acids.
GCGCCUACGCGGGAAGGAAGGAAGGCGGGAGAAACGCUCCAAGUACUGAGAGGCCGCGCCGUGCGAUGCUCUGGCGCCGGCCGAGGGGGAAAUCGCCUGAGAUGGAAAGUGACAUCCAAAAACGGAGGAUCCAACUAACUGGAUUUAAGAACCAAGAAAAGAAGGCCCUAAUCAAAUUGCUUCAGACACUAAAAUGUGUUUUUUUUAACACUACAGAAUACAGAGAUUGCACUCACCUUAUAGCAAAGAGGCCUUGCAAGAGUGAAAAGUUCUUAGCAGCAUGCGCAGCAGGAAAGUGGAUACUAACCAAGGACUACAUAAUUAAUAGUGCCGAAAGUGGCAGAUGGCUUGAUGAAACAACUUACGAAUGGGGAUAUAAAAUCGAAAAAGUCUCCCAUUAUUCACCUCAAAUGCAAUCUGCACCUAAAAGAUGGCGCGAAGAGCUGAUACGCUCUGGUGCUGCAGGGGCCUUUCACAGAUGGAAAGUUGUCCUCCUUGUUAUGAAUGGUGAUAAACUAGAGGAUUCUUUGAGAAGAGUUCUAGAAGCAGGAAAAGCCACAGUCUAUGCAGGAUUAAGUACACCAACGGACAUUACUCAUGUGUUAACUAAUAAUCCAGCAUUAGAUCAAGAAAGAGAGAAGCAUCUCAUUGGUGUGCCAUACUGUCCAGUUGGCUAUUUAGAAAUUUAUCUCUUAGAGAAGGAAAUUAAAAGUGAUACUGAAAAAUACCAGGAGAACCAUCUUAAACCUGAACAGUCAAGACAGGUGAUGACUGGCAGGCAUGUUGCUGAAAUGAAAAAUGAACUUAUAAAACAUAUAUAUUCUGAACAGGCUAUGCUAAGAAAAUAUACUCAAAUAGACCAAAUGACUGAGUGCAGAAAUGUGGUAAAAAAUACUCGCUGUUCUGGAGGAACCAACAAUAUACUUGAACUAGUAGAUGACCACUUAUUUCCUAUUGCAAUCUCAGAAUUUUUAUCCGGAAAAGAUCUGAUUCCUCCUGCUAAACUUGUUCACUCUCUUCUAGAGCACAUACUUCAGGGAAAUUCAGACCCUGCACUUCCUGUUCAGUUCUUUCAUAUCAUGUAUGCUCUUCUUCAACACGAUCCUCCUUGGAAAUCACCUUCUAUGUUAACAUACUACCUGGAAGUUCUUCAGUGUCCUGUUUGCAUGAGGGGAACAUGGCCUCUGAUAGAGAUGCUUGUGAGGUCUUGCCUUUACUGCAGUAAUAUUUGUCAUUCAGUCCCUGUUACAGAAACCACAGAUGAGGCAAGAAUGUUUCACAAAACACUGUUAAUGUUUCUUAUGAAUUUGUUCCAAGAUGAAGUAAUAGCAUUAACAAGGAGUUUGUGUGAAGAAGAUUCACAGCAAGCACAAGUGAUGCCACAAACUGUUCUUCUGGAAACAUUCUGGUUAGGAAGUGAAUCGGUGCUUUUCACAAAACGUAUAAAGAUUCUAGUAGACUGGGUCAUAAAUUCCUAUAGAGAGAAGUACAAGACAGAUGAUAUCGUCAAGCAUGAAGUAGCUGACCUGUUGAACAGAAUUUUAGGAAUUGUGGUCGAAUACUGGAUUCUUUCAGGGUUCCUAAUAGACAAAAAUAUGUUACAUCCUGUAGCUGCUGAUCUUGCAUCUUAUAUUGCCAUUUCAUGUAAUGAUUUUUCACCACAGGAAUUAAAAACAUUCAUUUCUUCCAUAACAUCUCUGUGGCUUGAAAUGUUUGUUGCAGAAGCAGUUUUUAAAAACUUGCUAUUCCAAACCAACACUGUUGUUUCUACUGAAUUGCUGUCUCUCCAAAAAAUGGUUUGUUCCUAUCUGCCUGCUUUACAAGCUGGGUUGUGUGAGCCAAGGAUACACAAAGCAAAGAAAAGGAAAAUAGGGCAAUGGCCUUGCCCUAAGUCUCAAAGGGCAUUACUGAUGCUAAAUGGUGAUAAGCAGAACCAAGCCGAAGUGCUGCCUGAUGUACCUAUACAAGGCACUGGUAACUCUGCUUGUGUUCAAAAGAAAUUGGGAAACAAAGUUGAAGUUGAGAUGAUGCACAGCAAAGAUAACCAUCAUUUUUCAGCGAAGCAGGGGACUCUUGACAAGGUUAAUGUUAAAGGAGAGACUGCCCUGCAUAUUGCUUGCAAAAGGAACAAUGUGAAGAGAUUGAUUCAUCUUCUCUCUUUUCCAGGAAUAGAUAUUAACGUUAAAGACUAUGCUGGCUGGACGCCUUUGCAUGAAGCUUGUAACCAUGGAAACACUGUGUGUGUCCGUGAAAUUUUGCAUCAUUGUCCAGAGGUAAACCUGUUCAGCCAAGUGGAUGGGGUGACUCCUUUGCAUGAUGCCCUUAGAAAUGGACAUGUAGAAAUUGCCAGGCUUCUACUUCAGCACGGGGGACCAGUGUUGCUACAGCAGAAAGAUUCUGAGGGGAACCUGCCACUGGAUAUCAUAAAGUGUGAAACAACUAAGCAGCAACUUUUGCAUCUUGUUAAUCCAGAAGGGACAGUUGAGGAAUUACAUGCACAAGUGGAAAGCAAUUUUCAUAAAACACAGACAGAAUUUUGGACAGUCUUAUAUUGCAAGAUGUUGCUGAACUUUUGUUCUGUAUAUAAGCUAUUUAAGCCUUUUUCUGUAGCCUUUAAAAAGCUAGCCUGCUCCAAACCGUUGCUAAUGACAGCUGAUCGUUGCAAGUUUAAUGUUAGCUCUACCCAUUGGUUCAUAGAUCUUUAUUUUAGAGAGCUUGAAACCUUUCGACAUCUCCCAGUGUAUCUUCAGAAGAUGAUUGAGGAGCUUAAAAAGGGCACAGGUGAACAGCAGCAAGCUUUUGCAGCGACACUACAGCAAAUUUCAGUGGAAAUCCAAAUGUCUAACUGUUAUUUGGCCAACUAGCUUCCAAACUAGGUCUGCUUGCCAAAAGCUGAUAGUCUUAACAAUGGGGUAGCUAAUGUGAUAUCUCCAGAUGUCCUUGGACUCCAGCUCCCAUCAGCUCCAUCCAGCAUGACCAAUGAUAAGAGAUCCUGGUCUAACAUGUUUAUCAUCUUCAACAUAUAAGCAUAAUACCCUUGCUUGCUUGAGCUGCUGAUCAGCACAAGGGAACUAAGACUGCAUUUGCCUGAUUUAGCCGUAACACAAAACUGGCUUCCUACUACAAUGUGAGCAAGCUGCACUGAGUAUCAGGUUUGCACACUUGCCUUUCCCAGAAGAGAAAACCAGAAUCGUCUGUUCCCAGUUUUGCACUAACCACAUUUUCCCUUACGCUGUUUGAACUCGGGGAAACUUACUUGAUCCUGUCUUGUUCCCACUAAUUAAUUAAGCAAUCUGUUUUCUCAGAUGCUGGCUUGUCCUCACCAACUAGUUUGUAAACAAACUACUCUCCAGGCUCAGACGUCAUAGGGAACUGAAAGUGGAUGCUUCUUACUUGGGCACUACGGCACAUUCCCAUGCUGGGAAACUGGUUUCCCACCAGCUGUGAAACAGCCCAUAGUCUCUUAAAAUUUGGGUGGGUGAGCUCCAGCAACGAUUGUGGCACCAACUCAGGGGAUCCUUUUACUCCAUCCUAUCAAGCAACACUUCAUUUUGUUGGCUACCUCAUUUUGUUGUCUGCAAUCACUAAUCCUGUAUAAUAUUUUUGUUAAUAAAAUUUUUGUAAUGUGAUCAAUAUUUGAAUAGAGUACUGUAUACUUGGUUCAUUUACUUUUAGGAGGCAAUAUACUACCACAAUCACACACUGCAUUCACAAUUUAUUUGAGAAUGAAUAAAGAUGCUCUUGAUCCUAA